Molecule: messenger RNA, 3195 nt
Organism: Aethina tumida (small hive beetle)
Lineage: Eukaryota; Metazoa; Arthropoda; Insecta; Coleoptera; Nitidulidae
Exons: 11
Coding region: 92-2761 (889 amino acids)
Cellular component (GO): intracellular membrane-bounded organelle
Molecular function (GO): phosphatidylinositol binding
Source: RefSeq, a predicted model, not a curated record
GAUAUCAAAGUACCGUAAAACACUCGAGUGACAACAAAUGAUCAGUAAAAUGUGAAGUGAUAAAGGAAAUUGAGUCGAAAAGCAAAAACAAAUGGUCACAAUGCUUCUGAACCUUUACAAUUCGUGCAUAACCAGGUGUCUCACAUGGAGAGUGUUUUUCAUUUCUGUAUUUGGGUUAGUUUCUGCUUUUAGCGCCCUAAAUUACUCUUUUGAAAUAUUACCAAUUGGAGGAUCAACUUUUGAAACGUGUUUCUUCACUGUGUGGCUUAUUUCUUCAGUGGUUCACACAAUUUUGCUGUACAAAGUCAUACUGGAUUAUCCCAAAGAUUUUGAAUUGUUUAGAGAACAAAAAAAGAUUAAGACCACUAAUCUUGAACCAAAUCCGGAGGCUGUAAAAAAAUUAGCGGAAGAUAUUGAUAAAUAUUUUAUAAAGAAAUGGUACCAAUACAUCAGUGAAAACAAUGAAUUUACUUUGGAAAGUAAUAUUGUACUUGAGGAAGUGUUGCACAGAUUAUUUAAAGUACUCAUUCAUGUCAACAAAAAAGUACUAAUUCAUGGUAUUCUUAAUAUAUACUUAAAACAUCUAAAAGAGUUUAGAAGAACGUUAAAACGGAAGGAAAAAUAUGGUGGACAAAUUCAGGAUCUCUAUAAGUAUUCCCAUGUAUGUGUAGGAUCACAGAAAUCUCUCAAGUAUUAUUUACAUCAAUUGACCACCAAUGUUUUAAAUCAGUUCAUAAAUUGGGAACUGUGGAAUUCAUUACCCUGCCAUGCUUUGGUUGCAAUUGUAUCAAGAAAAUUUACUGCAUACAUGUUGAAUUUAUUGUCAUGCCCACAUUUCCUCAAUUAUCAAUUUAUAAAAGUCCUAGGUUCUAAAAGUGUAAAAAAUGUACUGGAUCUGCCAAAGUAUUCAAAAGUUUGUCUUCAAGAUUGUUGUUUCAAUGAUUGCUUAAAACAAGAUUAUGAUCAACAAAAUGAAGAGGAGGAAGAGGAAAAUCAAGAUGUAGUAGACUCAAAACCUGAAAAUAAAUCAGAAUGUGUCACCAAGCCUGAGAUUAUUUCUGUUGAUAAGCCUGCAAUUAAAAAGUCAGAACCGGUAUUAAAAAGCGACCCUGUUAAAAUUCACGAACCAAAGGGCACAUCAAAAGUCUGGAAUGAUUCUCAAGAUUUAAUUUCGGUUUCUUUUGGAAUGGAUCCAUUGAGCUCAUUCAUGGCUGAAGAUAAAGUAAGUUACAAAAAUACUGAAGACGUGAAACUAGGGAAGGCUGAAGAAUGUCUGGAGUCACCCACUAGUGCUACAAAUAUGUUCCUUAAUGAGGUCAAGCAGAUGACAUCAAUGGAGGGACUCAAGAGCUCAAUCAAACCAAUAAGUGAGGCAACAGUUAAUACAUUGAGCAACUUCAAGGAUCUUCAAGAAAGUACUGUAAACAAUGCCUUAACGAAAAUCGGAGAUUUUCAGAAGCCACAUGGUCAGGACGAAGCUGCUGGCGUCGUAGAGGGUUUACUGGACUUCGGAAGGGCGGGAUUACGUAAAGGUCUGCGUCUGACUGGGCUACAAGACAACAUACAGAACGCGAAGGCGGUGCUCACCAGUACGACUGCGCCCAAACUGAAAACUAAGGCCACCAAACUCGUUCACUCAGAUUCGACUGAAAAAACUAGCUCUGGUGACAGCACUGAAUCCUGCUGGAUAAAUCCUUUACAAAGUACAGACACGCCAAAUUAUGAUGGGCAGAUUUUGCUGGAAAAAGGUAAACCAGCUGAUGAUUUUGAAAAAUCUGUUGAAGACCAUCCGAUAAUUCCAUACAUUUCAACGGAAAGUGAAGAUAGCCCGGAUCCAGAGUACGAGGAGCCAGCAGAUUUAGAAUCCACAAUAGCAAAGUUGCGCUCGUUACUACAGCAGAAAUCGUCUGAAUCCAAUUUAUCAACACCUGCAAUAAGUCCCAUGCCGCCAGACGAUUUCUGCAUGAAAAUGUCACAGGACGCAACCGGUGACUUGGAAGUCGACGGGAUGGUUCCCAGUUUUUAUAAAUUGUGUGCCAAAACUGCCACAGGUGUAUUCAACAAAUCUUUAAACACAAUAAAAACGGCCCUUCCUGGCAACACCUCUGACCAAUUCUUGAAUACCGAAAAUUGGAAAUUUGAAGCCGUCAAGGAGACUGAUAACGACUUUCUGUUGCGUGUGAAGAAGUUGUUAGCUGAAAGGAAGGAGUUUUGUAAGGUGGACACAGCUUAUGAAGCCAUUGACUCCCUGGAUCCAAUAAGCCAGUUAACUGACUCCAACGUGAAUGUUCAGUUUGAAGACGAGCUGGACGAAUUUGAGGUAAAACUCCCAGUAACAAAAGCCAUAAUUGGUAUAAUUUGCGAGCUGUUGGCCGACACUGAAUCGCUUUUAAUUCAGGAAUCUUUAGUAAAAGCCAUAGUUUUAUCGUUCGGAAACACCAUCGAGAACAGAAUAGUUUCCCAAACGGAAAACUUCAUUAACAAUUUGUGCGCAAACUUAUUUAGAAUUCCAGAAACAACCAUAAAUCAAACGUUGGAUAUGAACUUGGAAUCCUACAUAAGUGCUAUUUUAAGCAGCUUUCCUGACUACAUGGUGAUAAUAUUUUCCCAACAGAACUUGGAAAGAGCAAUCAGACUGUUUGUAAUGUCAUUGCAAACGGAGAAAAUCAAUGAAGACAUAUUUUUGCAAAUUUUUGAGCUAAUAUCCAUGAAAUUAAUUGAGGAGAGUCAACUCCCAUUGGGGCCUCCUGCUUCUGCAUAAUUUCUAACAUUCCUUUGUUGUGUUUGUUUUUAAAAUUGAUGUUGGUUUAUUGUUUAAGUGCCAUAUAUUUUAUAUAAAAAGUAUUUAGUAUUUAUCUUCUACAGUCUGUAUAACCAAAGAAAUAUUAAUGUCUAGGCUAGAAAUGUCCUUGUUAUUCACAACAGUGAUUCUUUUUAACCAGUUAUUAUGCUUCAUCUAUUAGAUAUUAAUAGUACAAAAUAGGAAUAGAAAAUGCAUUUUAUUGAUUGUGUUUUGUAUAUGUUUACUAUUAAAUUAAAUUUUAAUGUGAUAACAUUGUUGUUGGUGCUGAAUUUUUUAAUUUUUCUGUUUUAUUAAUACUUUAUUUCAAGUAUAUGUUGACUGACAUUCCUCAAUCCAUGUAUUACUUUGUGAUAAUUUUACUUUUUUAAUAAAUUGUUGGUUUAUCAUCUUAA